Molecule: messenger RNA, 3548 nt
Organism: Trachemys scripta elegans
Lineage: Eukaryota; Metazoa; Chordata; Testudines; Emydidae
Gene: PAX5
Product: paired box 5
Exons: 10
Coding region: 339-1511 (390 amino acids)
Biological process (GO): anatomical structure development; regulation of transcription by RNA polymerase II
Molecular function (GO): DNA-binding transcription factor activity, RNA polymerase II-specific; RNA polymerase II cis-regulatory region sequence-specific DNA binding
Source: RefSeq, a predicted model, not a curated record
AGGAGCUGUGCCCGCCCGGGGCUCUGCUGACCUUCUCCAUGGCGCCCUGACCCGCUCCGCCGCUGGGAACCCCCCGCCCGCCCCAGCGCCAGCCGGAGACCGGCAGGGACCGGGCGGGACUGGGAACCGGACCGUCCCGAACUCCUCCCCAGGUCCCGUCCCGCCGCCGGGCGGGAGUGACCGGACAUUGCCGCGCCGGGAAGGAUCUUUGUGUGGGGGUUUGUUGCCGGCGUGGAGCGAGAGGUCUGGGCAGUAAGUCCCCGCAGUUUGGGCUGACGGAGCGGGGCCGAGCGCCGGGGAGUUUAUACCUGACCGGGAAGCUGCUGGGGACCGCUCCGAUGGAAAUACACUGUAAGCACGACCCGUUUGCAGCAAUGCAUAGACAUGGAGGAGUGAAUCAGUUAGGGGGUGUUUUUGUGAAUGGUCGUCCACUCCCUGAUGUUGUCCGGCAAAGGAUUGUGGAACUUGCCCACCAAGGGGUCAGGCCGUGUGACAUCUCCAGGCAGCUACGGGUCAGCCAUGGUUGUGUCAGCAAAAUUCUUGGCAGGUACUAUGAGACUGGGAGCAUUAAGCCUGGAGUGAUUGGAGGAUCCAAACCAAAGGUCGCCACACCCAAAGUCGUCGAAAAAAUUGCAGAGUAUAAACGCCAAAAUCCCACCAUGUUUGCCUGGGAGAUCAGGGACAGGCUUCUAGCCGAGCGAGUGUGUGACAAUGACACCGUACCCAGCGUCAGCUCGAUUAACAGGAUCAUACGGACUAAGGUACAGCAACCACCCAACCAGCAGGUCCCAGCCUCUAGUCACAGCAUAGCCUCCACGGGGUCCGUGACCCAAGUCUCGACAGUGAGCACUGACUCCGCCGGCUCCUCCUACUCCAUUAGUGGAAUUCUGGGAAUUACAUCCCCCAGUGCUGAAAGCAACAAACGCAAACGCGAUGAAGGUAUUCAGGAAUCUCCAGUACCAAACGGCCAUUCCCUCCCGGGUCGAGAUUUCCUUCGGAAACAGAUGCGAGGAGAUCUUUUCACCCAGCAGCAGUUAGAAGUGUUGGAUCGAGUCUUUGAGAGGCAACAUUAUUCUGACAUCUUCACAACAACUGAACCCAUCAAACCAGAGCAGACGACAGAAUACUCAGCCAUGGCAUCAUUAGCUGGCGGAUUAGAUGAUAUGAAGGCCAAUUUAACAAGCCCUACUUCAGCAGAAUUAGGAGCUAGUGUUCCAGGACCACAAUCCUACCCUAUCGUGACAGGUCGUGAAUUGGCAAGCACAACGCUCCCAGGAUACCCUCCUCACGUCCCCCCUACUGGACAGGGCAGCUAUUCUGCUCCAACACUGACAGGAAUGGUGCCUGGGAGCGAGUUUUCUGGAAGUCCAUACAGCCACCCACAGUAUUCAACAUACAAUGACUCCUGGAGAUUUCCCAACCCUGGAUUGCUAGGCUCUCCUUAUUAUUACAGUGCUGCAGCCCGAGGAGCAGCACCCCCAGCAGCUGCUGCUGCCUAUGACCGCCACUGACCCAAGGAGUCUGGAACUCCAGCACUUACUAAACAUAUCAUCCAGGCUGACGGCAUCCGAUUCACCUAGAAAUAACCAUGCAAAUCAGACUGCAAGGAAGGAAGACGAAAGUAUCCAGUAGGAACCCGCUGGCUGAAAUUUUACUCUUUAAACUGGGUGAACUAAUUAUUAUUAUUUUUUAAAUCCAUGAAAUUCUGGCGAUAUUAACUGGGCUCUCAUACAAAACAAAGAAACGGGAGAAACCAGUUCUGCCGCCGUUCCAUCUGAUUUGAAAGGUACAGUAGCUGCAUCCUACAUACAGCCUACAGAUCUCGCUGCCUCUGGUUCUCUCAGCUGCGCCUGGGGACCGGAAGCAGUUCUGACUUUGAGCAGGCCAACUUGGAGUGUCUCCCUUAAGGUGCAGUGACGCAGGUUGUGUGACUCAACAUGGCUGUCUGGCUUUUUUUUUUUUUUUUCUUUUGGUAAAUAAGGAUUGGUCUGCUCAAUUUACACAGCACCAAUGUAAAUAACUUGCUUCCUUGUGUUACUUUUGAGAGUGGCUUAGCAUAAACAGCAACAUGGUACAAAUUUAUGAACCGAAAACGCAUCUGAAACAUGUGUUUUCAAACUGGUGCACUGAGUCAAAGAAUUCAGUAAGCUUUAACCGACUUUGAACCAGGUUAACAUCCAUUGUGGCUAUAUUUGGGGCUGAUGUUAUUUCUAUAUACAGCGUCACAUCUGACAGUCGUGAGUGAACAUGCUAUGAGCUGGCAUGGAACACAUGAGCACGGAAAGACAUGGGCGGUUUGUGACAUUUUACUGCUAAAUGUUAAUUUAUGUUUAUUUGUAAUCAUAACUAGCACUGAAACAAAUUCUCUGCUUUCAAGUUAAACUGCAUCAGAGAAGGAAUUCCUAAUUAAUAACCAACCCCUUAUGUACAUCUAUAUAGAUUACACGUGAACACCCAAUUAUUUCUAUUUUGUAAAGAAAUGAGAAAAAUCCCAAGGUGAUGAUUUUUCAGAUUGAUAUCUCAAACAAUAUUACAUUCGGGGCCGCCAUGCACACUGAAACAUACAAACGCUGCUUUGCAAAUCAAACAGAUGGGAGGGACGCACAUUGUGGGAUACCUAUAUGUUUAAAUGAAGACAUUUCUCAAAGUCAUUCCUUGUACACGGUGCGCUACAGUAAAUCCGUUCCAUUGGAAUCCAUAAAGUUACAUUGGGGAUAAAUUUGGCCCAUUAAUUCUGUACAUUCCCCCUCCCUCUCAAAGAGAGAGCAUUAAUAGAACCAAGUGACAUUUUGUUCAAUGUUCUCUACUUCCCGAAGCUAAUGAACAGAAGAGGGCAGCUUACAAAUGAUUGGUUAAGCUAGUACAUCAGUCACCACCAAUUCCACAGAACCAUAUCAACACUCAUUAUUUCCCAAAGGAACAGCUUUUUUUAAUCCUAUAUGAUCAGCAAACUUCUCAUCUGCACAAAGGGAAAAUUAGAAGUGUUUCCACGGAAGACAAUGGAAAACUCCCAUUGACUCACAUGGGCUCAGGAUCUGCUCCAUAGCCUUACGCAGUGUUGCCAUAAGGAUGGCAUCUACCAUCCUUACACUGGUGAGCACUUACACGCUGUAGUAAUCCCAUUUGGGUCCAUGAAUAAGGGUCUGGCCCAAAAUAGGUCUCCUAUAAGUGGACAAUUGAAGUACAAAUAUUAUUUCCAGAGUAAUAACUUUUUAAUUACAAUUUUAUCUUUGUGCUGCUUGUUCUGAAUGGAUGUCAGCAAAUCAAAUGGUAGCAAUUCAGUGAGUUUUGGCUGCAUGUUCCUUCCAAAACCUUUGUACUAUAUUUAGUAUGUCUUCUGAUCAGACUCGGAACAGAGACAUCUCUAGUUUCCAAGGCAGAUAGUCCCUAACUGGAGCCGGGUUCCUGCCCAGGAGUUUAGGUUAGUAAACACCCACAUACCCACAGAUGAAAUGUUCAGAGGCUAAUAUGAGGGGGAAAGGAGUCCAGGAGCGCUGGCUGUAUUUUAAAGAAGGCUUAUUGAGGACGCAGGAACAAACCAUCCCGAU